GUCGCAGGCAAAGCAUAAAAGGGACUAGGGCCUUGAACCUUCUCCUUCUACCAUCCUUGAUUCUUUUUCUCUCUUCCCCUGCCUUUUUCCUUUCCCCUCUGAAAAAGAAAAUGGAGACAAAGCAACAACAAACUAUUGCACUUUCAAUCACCGUCUUGUUGAUGCUGGUGGGUACUGCGACCUCGGAUUUGGCACAGGACAGGGCUGAAUGUUCCAAUCAGCUGGUGGGGCUGGCCACAUGCCUGCCGUAUGUGGGCGGUGAAUCAAAAGCCCCCACCCCGGACUGCUGCAGCGGGCUCAAACAGGUGGUGGACAAAAGCAAGAAGUGUCUCUGCAUCUUGAUUCAAGACCGAGAUGACCCCAACCUUGGCAUCAAGGUUAACGCUACUCUUGCAGCAACCCUCCCCAGCACAUGCCAUGUACCUGUCAACAUCUCAGACUGCAUUUCACUUCUUCACUUAGCACCAAAUUCACAAGAAGCUAAAUUGUUUGAAGGAUAUGAAAAGCUCACCCAGGGGAUAAGCCCUGCCCCUGCAACAGCCAGCACAGGGAACUCCACUGCUACUAGCAGUGCAACAAGUGCUCAAGUAAAGAGUGAUGGAGGGAUAAAGAAGAAGAGAUGGUUGGGAAUGGAGAUGGUAUUUGGAGUUUCUCUAUGGAUUUUUAGUUUACACCUAAUCUUUGAUGUUUGAUAUGUUUCUGAGUAUUGUGUGUGUGUUUUUUCCCCUUAACAUUCCUCUGUUGUAUCGUUAUUUGUGGACAACAUAUAAGUUUUAUGAUUUCUGAUUUCUCAGCGUUGUCUUUUUCAAAUACCCGUGUUUGUUUCACUUGAAUCUUGAAAUAGAAAUUAUCAGAGGGA
Molecule: messenger RNA, 859 nt
Organism: Rubroshorea leprosula
Lineage: Eukaryota; Viridiplantae; Streptophyta; Magnoliopsida; Malvales; Dipterocarpaceae
Source: the annotation of a GenBank genome assembly